AUGAAAGUUAAUGAUUGUAUAUUUCUGAAUAUGGAUCAGUAUAAGGAUAAUCCUCAUUCAAUGGAAAAAGAGCUGACUUCUGUAAAUUUAUCUUAUAGAUCUCUUAUUGAACAGCUGACAUCAGAAAAGUAUGAGUGUAUGGUGUGCUGUGAAAUCGUUCGAAUGAUGGCACCAGUCUGGAGCUGCCAGAAUUGCUACCAUGUUUUCCAUCUGAACUGCAUCAAAAAGUGGGCUCGUUCACCAGCUUCACAAGCUGAAGCAGAGGGAAAUGAUGGAUGGAGAUGUCCUGCUUGCCAGAAUGUUUCUGCACGGGUCCCUAGUUCUUACACAUGUUUUUGUGGGAAGGUGACAAACCCAGAAUGGAAUCGGAAUGAAAUACCUCACAGCUGUGGAGAACUGUGUGGUAAGAAGCGUUCAGGCAUGGACUGCCCCCAUCCCUGUAACAUAUUGUGUCACCCUGGACCUUGUCCACCUUGUCCAGCAUUUGUAACAAAAGCCUGCGAGUGUGGAAAGACAAGCACACUGAUUUCUACCUCUUCACUUGUUUCAGUAUGUUAUUGUGGCACCAGCUCUCGGGAGGUACCUUGUGGAACAGACAAAGAGCAUUAUGAUGGAACUGGGUAUUUUUCAUGUCAUAAACCAUGUGGCAGUAAACUCAACUGUGGUAAGCAUGAAUGCAUCCAAGAAUGCCAUCCACGUCCAUGUCUGCCCUGCCCAAGGCUUCCUCAUAUAAUACGAACUUGUCCCUGUGGUCAGACUUCCCUUGCCAAGCUGUUGGAACUGGGAUGUAGUGAGCGGAAGUCAUGCACUGAUCCAAUACCCUCCUGUGGCAAAACCUGUGGCAAGCCCCUACUUUGUGGCUCUGAUGAUUUUGUUCAUACUUGUGAAAAUCUUUGCCAUGAGGGAGAAUGUGGGUCCUGUUCACGUACUUCCACUGUGUCUUGCAGAUGUGGCUUCAGAACAAAAGAAAUCCCAUGUGCUGACAUAAAAAACAAAGCUGAACUCACUUUUAUGUGUGACAAGAGAUGCAGUAAAAAGCGUUUAUGUGGCCGCCACAAGUGCAAUGAAAUUUGUUGUGUGGACAAAGAACACAAGUGUUCCCUUAUCUGCGGGCGUAAACUAAACUGUGGUCUACACAGGUGUGAAGAACCUUGUCAUCGGGGAAACUGUCAAACAUGUUGGCAAACAAGUUUUGAUGAAUUGACCUGCCAUUGUGGAGAGACUGUUAUCUAUCCACCAGUGCCCUGUGGCACUAAGCCACCAGAGUGUAAAAACAUUUGCACUAGACAUCAUGAAUGUUCUCAUCCAGUGUUCCACAACUGCCAUAGUGAAGAGAAGUGUCCUCCUUGUACGUACCUAAUGAAGAAAUGGUGUAUGGGGAAACAUGAAGAACGGAACAAUAUUCCUUGUCACUUGUCUGACAUCUCCUGUGGCCUCCAGUGUCAGAAGCUGCUUCCUUGUGGUAUGCACAAAUGUAAAAGGAUCUGCCACAAGGGAGACUGCAUCACAGAUGUGCCCUGUACUCAACCUUGCAUCACCCCUCGAAGCUGUGGCCACCCUUGUGAAGAGCCAUGUCACCCUCGUUCACCAUGCCCAGGAAAGCCAUGCAAAGCUAAGGUACUGUUAACGUGCAACUGUGGACACAGAAAAGAAAAUAUGAUCUGCUGUGAAGCUUCCUCUACUUGCCAAAGAAUUACAGGAAUAACCCAAGCUGCCAAACUGAGUGAAAUUCACCUUGGGGAUCACUUCUCAUUAGCAAGAGUUUUAUCAAGUUCAAAGUUUUUGACUAGUUUACAGUGUGACUCCUUUUGCAUGAGCCAUCCACGUAAUAUGCGAUUGGCUGAAGCUUUAAGCAUUGAUACUAAUUCUGACCCCUUCAAUGUUCGUUUUACAAAUUCCAAGUACAGUGACAGUCUAAAAGAGGAAGCAAGGAAAGAUAUCAAAUUUCUUACUGAAGUUGAGGAAGAGAUGAGAGCUCUUGUUGAAUCUGUAAAUAAGGGCAAACAGACAAAGAGAAGUCAUUGUUUCCCACCAAUGAAAAGAGAUCACCGUAAACUCAUUCAUGACCUGGCUGAAAUUUAUGGCAUUGAGAGUGUUAGUUAUGACAGUGAACCAAAACGAAAUGUUGUUGUUACAGCAGUAAAAGGGAGAUCUUCAUGCCCAAAUCCUUCACUGACUACAGUGAUUGAAAGAGAUCAGCAGAUGAGACCGCCUCCUCCCAUUGCUCACCACAAGCAAGCAACAAAGAAUUCUAGUUGCACUACUAGUACCAUACAGAAGGUGCUGAAAGAAGAACCUCUGAUUGACUAUUUUGAUGUCCAAGACUGAGUGCUUCACAUUGCAGUAUGCCUUCUGUUUGUUUUUAAGACAUGAGCACAGACAUUGAGACUAUGGAUGCUCACAGUGAGCAGUAGAAUUCCCUCAGUUUGAAGGAAUCGCUGAUGUAGUGGUGUAAUGCAGUAUUUCCUACAAUGUUAAAAAACUGGCAUGCGAUGUAAAAAAAUUUCAUUAAAGCACAUACUGGUAGCCUGCCAGCUGUUGCUCUAUUCAGCUUAGCAAAUCUUUUAACACCAGCAAAAAUAUAGCGCCUAUUAACGUUCUUAAAUGCAACAGAAUCCUGGUGUGACGUUACUGGGAUAAAGUAGAGAGACAAAAGAAAAGGACAAAGUGCACAUUACUAUUCCCACCCCACUCACUCCCGUUACCACGUUUGCUAGUGAAUUAGUUUUUUCCCACUCAUGUUUCAGACUUUCCUUUAAAGAUAAUGAUUUUUAUUACAUGUAUGCACUGAGUCUUCUACAGGAGUAUUUCAAACAGUAGUUCAUUACUCUCUGAACUCCUCCUAGCUGUAGAUGGAGCCCUUAGUAUGUCUCGUUAGAAAGGGCUUUUGUUUUUUUGUUUUUUUUUUUUUGUUUUUUUGACAUGGCUUGUGUUGGAAGACCCAUAGGGAGCUUCUCCCCAUUUUCUCUUUAGGUUGUUCCUACUACGUGUAGGUAGAUAUGUCGGACAUGCUGUACUAUCUUGACUUAGGUGUUCCUCAGUUAUGUGAAGCUGUUUUUUAAAAUUUCUUUUCACUAGAUUCAUCUGUGGACUGGUCCUGCUAUUGCAGUCAUGAAUGUGCUUGCCAAGACAGGCGGGAAGAAUUUAAGGUAUAUUUUAGGGUUGUUACAAUGCUAAGAUGUAUGUUUUCUGUUCAGAUGUGAAGGAAGCAACUCAAGUCAGAUGAUGGAAGACCAUUCCAAAGGUCUGCAGCAGGAGAUGAAUCUCAAGUCUAAAUAAGAAUAUGUUUGCCUCCAGUAUCUCCAUCUCUAUUCUUCAGGGAAUAGGGCUUCCUCUGUUACUGUCAGUAGCAUCACUGUCAUUCCCCCUUUUUUCUUCCACAAUAAUAUAGAUAAGAGCACCACAGGAACUUCUAAGCUGGUACUUCUUUCAUCCCACUGUGGAGAGAUGGUGGCCCCCAGUCACAAAUAUAUUCUGGGUACAUGAGGAUUAUUCCUUUCUGAUCCAGAUGUCUGUUGCUGACCUUCUCCUUCCAUUGGGGCAUCAAAGUGGUGACUUCUUUGUUCCACCAAAGUUAUCACGAUAUUUCUGUGAAACACUAUCAUUCGACAGUUUAGAUCUUUAUAUCCCAUCAUUAAAGGCUUUAUCGGUGACUGUCCUGGAGCCUUUAAGGUUGGAGCGUGAUCCAGUCCUGAGAACCCUCUCAGUUCAGUUCCAGGCUGUUAAGUGCUGUAGUUAAGAAACAGAGACCGCAUGCCCAGGAGGCAUACUCAAAAAUGGAAGACUGAGGUAGCUAGAUUAGGUAGUCUUUACCACUUCUUCAGGAAAAAGAUGUGAAAUGGAGGGGCAGCUCUAGAUAUCUUCCCAGUGGGGUCCGCUAGUGUCCUGCCAUUCGUAUACGGUUCCUGGUUUUCCUGGGUCUCCACCUAACGAUGUAGAUAUUGAAUGCGUCUGUCAAGUUCAUUAGGGGAGGUGAUGCAUAUUUUAUAUAUGGUCAAAGACAAAGUCAGGCUCACCCUGCUGAAAUGUUUAGGUCAGAGCCUCCACCUAAAGUGACACCAUACAUGCAGCCUGCCCUGAAGCAGACCCUUAAAGCUGUUUUCAAGGCCAUGAAAAAAGUUCUGCCACUUUGUCAUAGGAUCACUGAUUAUUUGCAACAUAAAGUGCUGUCUUUCUUAGUAAAGCACCCUGUGUUACUCUGACAGUCUCUAAAGUUGCACAGUACAGAGACAAGUUGGAGUGGUGCUCGGUGAUCUGCCUAAUAACCAGGAGUCCUGGAGGUCAGAAAACUGGUUGGGAAGAUGGUCGUCAUCCUCCUGUACUUUCACAGGGAAAAUGGGCCACAUGAAGUACUCUUCCCAUGUGCUCAAGGAGAUAUUACCAACUGUGGGGAGUCCUUGAGGAUGCAUGAGAGCACUUCCAGGGGAUGGCAGAGCAGCUUAACUAUAAGCAGUAAUUUAGCUCUCCUGACAGUGUAUGACUUGACAGACAUGUAGGGCUCACACUGUAGUGAUAAAUUAAAUGGCAUACUGGUGUGCAGUUUACAAGGUUUACGCAGUAAAUUGGUAUGCUUUUGUGGGAUCAUACCUUUUGCCCAAGUAGUAACACAAGAGCUAGUUGAUGUAUAGUAUCUUGAAUUAAAACUACUGUUGAGCUGAGUCACUCAAACGAAAGGCAGUUUUAUUUCCACUUAGUCCCAGGAAAAAGAAUUCCAGCAAGCUGAAUUGGCAUAUGGAGGCAAAGCCAUGACUGUGAGACUGUUAGAAUUCCAUUAGCAGCUGUAGCACUUGACAGAGCUGGUGGGGGAGGAUGGGUGUACCCAAACUAGUGGGGAGGGCAGGGCAGAUCAAGAUGCAUACUAUCUCACAGUCCAGGUGAGGAGAGUUGUCAUUAUGUAGCCAUCGCUUUAAUAAACAUUUGGUCCACUGAGGCAUCAUGUGUUGGUAGCCCACUUUAGUAAGCACAUGGGCCUGUGGUUUCACUGGGCAGGUGGUGGUGCCAACAGUGGUGAGAGGAUAGCUUGUCUUCCUACCCAGGGGUUGGCAUUAGGUUAUUUCAAUGUCUUGUAGAUACCAGCAAGAGGACAAGCAGCUUUUAAUGGCUCCUUGAAUGACAGCAUCUUCCACACCCCACCACCACGUACACACACACACACUUGCUUAUCUCUCUGGCUCUGGGGACUGUGCACCAUGGAGAGACAAAUGGGCUCAAAUUCAGUUGGGAGAGGCUUGAUGUUCAACUGGAAAAUGGAGAAAAAUAACUAUAGAAAAAAAAGGAUUCAGGAAACUGCGUAUUUUUCAUGUCUCUCAAGGUCCUCCUACUUCAUUUUAAUUAACAAAAUAAUCACUCCUUUAGUAGAAGACUCACAGUGGUUUCCAAACCUAUGUUUGUAGUUGGAGAGUGUUUAUGAUCAUAUUGUGGCCUUAGGACUAGAGUUCUAACUGUCAGAAGAGAACCAGUGCAAUACCAGAAAGUUCUGAAAUCAUGAAUGCAUGGGGUCUACCACAGAGUUGUGGUUUCUUUCAUUGUUUGGGAAAAAAAACACAUUCUUGACCAGGUCUGUUUCCACUCCUGACCAAAGGUGCUGCCCUUUUGCAAAGUAGAAUUGCAGUGGAGAGGAUCCCAUUGCUGAGACAUGCUUUUUCUUUUUGGUGCAAGAGCAGAUGGGGUGAAUGAGUCAGUCAGUCCACCCCAUGUUAAACCUUUAGAGUUCUAAACAUUUUUUUGAAUUAAUAAAAGUUCAAAAUGUUAACCAUUCAGUCUUGCCACACACCAGUCCAGAUGAUUGGUUUUGCACUAUAAAACUCCAAAAUGCUCAUUUCCACAUCAUGAUUCACCCCAUUUAUUGGCAGCUUUUGAGGUUCAUAUUGAGCGAGAACACAAACUUUGUUUCACUUGUUUUUGAUCAUCUUCAUCUGGAGUCUGUCUGGUGCUUGGCUGUAAUUGCAGUGAAUUUGCAGAAGGAAUGAAUCUUCCCUUAUCUGGGCAACUGGUUAAUUUCUGUUGCCAUCAGUAAUGCUGUUCUUUGGGAGCUCAGAGGCCACUUUUACUUUGAGUCUGGAGCUUUUGUUUGUUUCUGGACAAGUCUUGUCUGAGUACUUCAUAGCAGAGCCAUUUCUUAACUUGAUGCUGUGUUCCACCUGAGCUACUUGAUAUCAAGUUUGAGAAGGUGUUAGCCCACUUUAUAAAACAUUGUGUUAGUCAGGAACCUUACAUGGGAAGACUGUUGGGACAGUCAUCCUAUUAGCCUCAGGCAUGUUAGAAAAUCACAUCAAGAACAAGAGCUUAAAGGCCAAGGUCUCAGUGCUAACUUCAAGGCAAGUCCAAUUUCCAGCCUGUCCCCUACCCCUUCAUUGGCAAGCUUUCAUUCAACCAGUGAGGCUUUGAUCCCAAUACCUUCUUGGUAAAAGAUCUUGCUUGUGAGGGAACUGUGCAUUUGGCUGCAACCUAGGGAAGCAUCUUUGAGGUUCUUGUGCCUCCUUGCAUAUUGAUAGUAAGCUGGAGCCUUUUGGUGGUUAGAGUCAAGUCCUCAGGUCAUGGGUACUUAGGAUGCCUAUAAGUCUACAUGAACUAACAAACCUUGUUAAUUGAGAAUCCAUCUGGUUAUCCUACACUAUCGCUUUCAUUUCUGGUCCUGAACGUCAAGCAGAUGUUUGCCUCGUCAAACCUUGAGCCCAUAUGUGCGGGAGCACACCAUUAAGGGCUUUGUAUUGAACUAGUGCGGGACCCAGACCUGUUGUGUCUACUUUAGGUGGUGUGUGUAGUCCAACACCUUUAUUACAUUAACCCCCCCCCCUUCCCCGAAAAAAAAUAUCUUUUGUGGACUCAGCAGCUCUUAAGACCACUCUGAGUUGACAGUGUAAUAAGUCUGCCUUUAUCUGCAUUUCCACUGGAUGGCCACAUCUUUGAAGAUGCCCUCUGGCUGAUGAAGGUUAAUGUUGAUUGACUUCUGGAUUAAUCCCAAAAGAAGUGCCCAACAGUGAGUUUUAGGUAUGAAAUAUGAGGAGCUGCGAGUCAUUCUCUGGAGCCAGUCAUCAAAUAUGCUAUCAGAACAGUCUGGAGACAGCCUGAUUCUUAAUCAGUAACUUGCUAAAAAAGCGGAUGCCUUUAACAAGCCACUGCCUGAGUGGACAGAUUUCCUCAGCCUGAAGAACCUUCACAAGUGGUUGAUGAAUGUCAAUAUGGUCACAUUUGGCCAAAUUCUUGCUCAUUGGUCCUUCUCCAAAGGAGGUGUCACUGACUGUUCACUGUUUAAGUAGAGCUCUUUAGAAUGGUCUGUAUUCUACUGCUGAAGUAGACUGUAUCCAGUGUCAAUUCUGCCUAGGAGAUCAUGGUCUUGGCCUGCUUAUUGAGGAUAUAUUUAAUAGUCCAGGCUCGGACCCUGAUGUGUCUUUUGGGUUUAAUGGCUGCUUCAGGUCUUUGAUUGCAUUUGCACACCUGUAGGUUCAGGCAUUUCAAUGGACUUUUAGGGUAUCAUUUGCUUUAGAACCAGCACACACUCACAUGUCAUGAUCACCAUUGUUAUCAGACCCUAAAUUGGUGGACUGUCUCCUGCAUCUUCUAGUGAGCUUUCAGUUUUUACACCUGAAUAGGUAAGAGAUUUUGAAGAUUUGCUGUUUCUUUUGUUGGAGGGGGAAAUCCCACCAUGGCUUCCACUUUAUGCAGAGUUGUGUGCCCCCUCAGGGAGUGAGGACUUUGCAUCUUCAGUUUGGAUAUCAAAACAGUGUGCCAGUCUGUGAACACCUUAGAGACGUUAUUUCUUCCAGAGUCUCCCUGAAUUGGUAAGGCAACCAUUAUGCCAUAGGUUAUCGUAAAAAGCACUGUGACGAUACAAGUCAUAUUCUUUGCACAGAAAAUAGUGUUUAUUUGUCAAGGGACAUCUUUCUCUCCCAAUUUCACAUUCCACACACACUAAACAAGCUAAUGGAUUCUUUGUACUGUGCCUCUUGCUUUCCUGUAGACAUGUGGAUUCAGAGACUGUACAUAGUUAUAAUGUUCCAGAAGUUGGGGCACUUUAAAGGUUGACGAGCUUUCCACCUGGAGAAUGUGGCUUUUAUUUUUAUUUUUCCUUCUUGGUUUGGCAGAGCAAUGAGAAGUAUCCGUGGAUGUAUUCUUUCCGUUCUGUUUAGUAGGCAGUUCUAGUAAUACCGUCUCACUAUUCCUGUGGACUCAAAGCUUUAUCUGAAAGUUCAAGUAGGCAUGCAGUCCAAGAUAUCCUGAAGGACCAAAGUUUUUUUUCAUAAACCCUUGGUGGCUGAAUAGGACAUGAUUUCAUACUCUGAGGCCAAGACAGAGCUGUCCUACCAUGUAUUGGUGGCGAACAACAGGCUUCACCUGGAGGCGUGGCUUCUAAUGUUGACCUCCUCAUUUUGUAAGAUUUAACAGUUGGGAAAUCCCAGAGGUGAUGAGGACUGCCAGGAAGCCUUUUGCAUGUCUGACCUUAUCUCUGCAGGUAAAAUAUUUUCAUUUUGGUGGAAUAUACUGCCCUAUAUGGUCAGUCUGCAUGUAGUAGACGUACCUGAUACUCCUCUAUGAUCAAAGACUGGGUUAUUCAGUAAUUAAGGUGCAUGUGUCCAUCUGUUUCUGUGCAUUGUUGCGUUGUCGGGGACAGAGUCCUAUUCUAAACUCCUCUCUCUCCUUCUCCUUCUCACAUACAGGAACCCAUUCCUUGGUGUGACUUGACCUUCAUAAUAGGGUAGGUACACCUCACUGCCAUUUGAGCUUAUUAACUUUGCAGUGUUUAAGCUUUUUUAUUAAAAACUCUACUUGUUGCCUUCAACCCCCUGUUCUCUUAGAGAUUCAUGCCCUUAUGUGCAUGGAUCUUUACCUUCACUUUUGCAAGGGCAGGGUGUCCCUCAGUAUGAGCCCACAUUUUAAGACAGAAAUGGUUUCACAGGUGUCACUGAGAGUCAACUUUCCAGUUUUCUUUGGAGCACAGGAAAAUGGGAGAGAGCAAUUCCAAAUUUCCUGAACGUGUACAAGCAGCUCGUGUUAUAUGAAGGUUGGUACAGGAGUUUAGGAAGAGAAAACAGUUGUUUUUUCUGCUUUGCUGCAGGGAGGAAAGUUCUUGUAGUUGCCAAGCAGACCCUCUGCUGAUGGUUUGCCAUCUCUCCAUUUGCAGAUGUUGUGGUCAGAGUCCUCUGCACCAGAUGAGUGGCUGCUUCAUUGCUUACUUCAAGCAUCUGUAUUGCAGACGUUUGUGCUGUAGCUGCUUGAACUUGAUAUAUACUACCUUAAACAAGCAUUAUUUUCUUGCCUGGGACUCAGAGGCAGGCUACUUUUAAGGAUUAAUUUUCCCAGGCCUCAGCUUGCUGAACUCCAGUUUAGUGUAUUCCUGUGGAUUCUUCCACACUGUUUUUAUUGCAUAGGAUUCAGUCUAAUCAGGGAGCCAGCAAGGAUGAUUUUCAACCUUGAGUGUAUUAGAUUCUUGAUAUAUUUGUUGAUCUACAAGAGCUCUUCCUUGAUAUCUCUGGAUAUCCUACCCCCAUGGAUGAGUGGUCCUCAUAACUGGCAUAUACUGUUGGAAUUCUCCUUAAGCUGGCUUUGUCUAGAUUCUGAGAUCCCUUUAAUAAUUUGGUGUUAGAUCUGCACUAUUGAUUUACAGGACAGUGCUUUGUAGUUGGCAAAAGAGUAAACUGAUGAGCUCUGUGGAGGGAGUAUGCUGUAGAGUGCAUAAUAUGUAGGUGUCCCCAAAGGGAGAUUUGACUGGAAAAAAAUGACAGAUUCUUAUUUCUGGAAAAAAGUAACCCCUAAUUAAGGACCUCUUGUAGAUGGACUUAUUAAACUGAUAACGCAAGAACGUGUUCUAAUUUCUUCUCGGCAUGCCUUUUGAUCUUUGACUUCACACAAGCGAACACUUCCUAUGAAGAGAAACUGCUCUGCAAAAAAUGUACUGAGGACUCAUGCUGCAGGUGGGAGGAAAAUCUGUAGAGUAAUGAAUUGCUAGUUAAAGUGCUGUAGAAAAUUUGGAGUUUAUCUUUGUGGCAUUUUGAUUUCCAUAUCUGGAAAGUAGCUCCAUAAAAUUGGUAUAAAGUAUAAAUUUUGUUUUGUGUGACUGACAAUUAAAGCUGUUGACAUUUCA
Protopterus annectens (West African lungfish) is the source of this 10081-nucleotide messenger RNA. It is a transcript of the gene NFX1, whose product is annotated as nuclear transcription factor, X-box binding 1. Gene Ontology annotation, biological process: negative regulation of transcription by RNA polymerase II. The record is from RefSeq and is a predicted model, not a curated record. Gene Ontology annotation, molecular function: DNA-binding transcription factor activity, RNA polymerase II-specific; zinc ion binding; RNA polymerase II transcription regulatory region sequence-specific DNA binding. Gene Ontology annotation, cellular component: nucleus. The coding region runs from base 1 to 2328 and encodes 775 amino acids. NCBI's taxonomy places the organism in Eukaryota, Metazoa, Chordata, Ceratodontiformes, Protopteridae. The transcript is spliced from 25 exons.